GGUCUCAGGCCCCCAGGCGGGGCGGCGGGCGCCGGACCCCCAGGCGGAGCGGCGAGCGCCGGACCCCCAGGCGGAGCGACAGGUCUCGGGCCCCCAGGCGAAGCGGCGGGCACCGAGUCACCAGGCACGACAGUGGGCUCCGAGUCAACUGGCAUGACCGCUGGCACUGGGUCAGACAUUGGAUCGUCUGGCUGGACAGCGGGCAUCGGGUCACCAGGCUCGACAGCGGUCAUCGGGUCACCAGGUAUGACAGCGGGCACUGGGUCACCAGGCAUCAGGUCAUUUGGCUCGAGAGCGGGCACCGCGUCAUCUGGCAAGGCAGUGGGCUCCGAGUCAACUGGUAUGACCGCGGGCACUGGGUCAGACAUUGGAUCGUCUGACUGGACAGCGGGCAUUGGGUCACCAGGCAUCAGGUCAUUUGGCUCGACAGCGGGCACCGCGUCAUCUGGCAAGGCAGUGGGCUCCGAGUCAACAGGCACGACAGUGGGCACCGGGUCAUCAGGCAUUGGAUCGUCUGGCUCGACAGCGGGCAUCGGGUCACCAGGGCAUCAGGUCAUUUGGCUCGCCAGCGGGCACCGCGUCAUCUGGCAAGGCAGUGGGCACCGAGUCAAUUGGCACGACAGCGGGCACCGGAUCAGGUACGGAUCAUCUGGAUCAACAGCGGGC
This is a messenger RNA of Staurois parvus, 666 nucleotides long. The record is from the annotation of a GenBank genome assembly. NCBI's taxonomy places the organism in Eukaryota, Metazoa, Chordata, Amphibia, Anura, Ranidae.